AUGGAGCACUCUUUCAACAAUAACAAGCGAGAGCACCAGAAGAAGCUCAUGAAAAAGAAGGAGAAUUUCUUCCUGCAGAAUGCAGAGGCACCUGUCAAAUAUUGCCAGGCUGAACUUAGGCAGAUUUCAGGGUCCCUGUUGGAAAGCAUUUUGAGAGGAACUUUCUCUGUGCCUGGAGGGCACAAUCUCUACAUGGAAGCCAAAAACAAGGUUGAAUGGGACUAUGAGCUGGUGUCCAGGAAAGGAGUUAAGGUGAACAAGGUCCUCCAGAGCUUCCUGCAGUCACUGGCAGCAAUAAAGGAAUCCAUCCUGCAGGCAGACAAAGCCCUCACUGAUGGGGAGAAGGUCAUAGCAGCUGAGCAUGCCAAGAAUCAGGCAACUGAGAAGGAACAGGAGCUGCUAAGACAGAAACUGAAGGAACUGCAGCAAAUAAUGGAGGCUCAAAAUAGAACCUUCCAAGAAAACAUAGCCCAACUGCAAGAGAAGAUGGAGAGGGAAAGAGAAAACCUUCUGAGUGAGCAGGAAAGGAUACUGGAACAGCAGCUGAAGAUAAGUCUACACAGAGCCUGGGCAGUGCCUGAUUGAGAAACACUAGUUCCUCAGACAGAGAAGAAGAAAAAUUUUAACCAAAUCAAAAUUUUAACCCUCAUGAUCCUGGAGGGAAAUCCAAAGGCAUGUGAUUCACUGAAACGUCAAAUAAACGUGGAUUGUGCUGAAGCCCUAAAUCUAUAAGACUCCAGCACCUUCUGUAGCUUUAGAGUUUGGAGGGCACAAAUAACACGCCUCAGGCUCCCGGACUGCUGUUUGUGGUGAUAUAGGGUCUCUUUGUGCCCCCAAGUGAAUAGGACCUUAGUCCUAUAGUCCUUAACAUGCUUAGUACAAUCUUCAAAGAGACCUGAAAUAGAUCCAUAUGGUCUUGAGAGUAUCAUAUUGUGCCUGAUGGGAAAUGUGGGGUGCUGAAAGCUCUAAAACUUGAUGCACUUGCUUCCAGGUCUGCCUGAUUCAUUGUAUACACCUACAGUAAAAUGCAUUGUUUGUUCCAACUUUAAGCUUGAUGACCAGUGUUCUAUAGAGAGUCAACAGUUUCCAUCGUUAGAAAUGUGUGGUCAUGCUACCUCGGUGGAACUGAGAAUUCAUUAGAAUUCAAUCUAUAUUCCACCUCCAAGUGCAUCCUUAGAGCUGGAACACAUUACUGAAAGAGCUGUCGGGCCUCACCUAGU
Molecule: messenger RNA, 1220 nt
Organism: Diceros bicornis minor
Lineage: Eukaryota; Metazoa; Chordata; Mammalia; Perissodactyla; Rhinocerotidae
Product: guanylate-binding protein 4-like
Exons: 4
Coding region: 1-585 (194 amino acids)
Biological process (GO): defense response to Gram-positive bacterium; defense response to protozoan
Molecular function (GO): GTPase activity; GTP binding
Source: RefSeq, a predicted model, not a curated record